Molecule: messenger RNA, 3114 nt
Organism: Caretta caretta (loggerhead turtle)
Lineage: Eukaryota; Metazoa; Chordata; Testudines; Cheloniidae
Product: kinesin-like protein KIF28
Biological process (GO): microtubule-based movement
Molecular function (GO): microtubule binding; ATP binding; microtubule motor activity
Source: RefSeq, a predicted model, not a curated record
AGUGCAAGCAAUAAUAGCAUGCCAAGCAUUGAUGGUGUGAAAGUGGCAGUACGCGUGAGACCUUUCAGUCAGAGGGAGAAGGAUGCAUGCAGCAGGUGUGUGAUUUCUAUGAAUUCCAGCAGCACAAGCAUAUAUGAUCCUAAGAAUCCAGGGCACAUGAAAACCUUUACCUUUGACCUGGCUUACUGGUCCCACAGUGGAUUUCUAAAGGAUAAAGAUGGCAUGCUCGUUUCAUCUGGAUCCAACAGCAGAUAUGCAGGCCAGAGAGAGGUCUUUCAUGACCUUGGUCAAGGAGUUCUGGACAAUGCCUGGCAAGGUUAUAAUGCUACUCUCCUAGCGUAUGGCCAGACUGGCUCAGGGAAGAGCUAUUCUAUGAUUGGAUAUGGUGCAAACAGAGGCAUAAUUCCAGUUGUGUGUGAAGAGCUCUUCAAACCAAUUCAGAACCAGAAGAACAAGCAAUAUCAGGUUACUUUCAGUAUGCUGGAAAUUUAUAACGAGCAGGUAAUAGAUUUACUAUCUGAAACCAAGAAACCCGGUGGACUCAAGGUUAGAGAAGACCAGCAACAAGGCUUUUAUGUGGAUGGUUUGAAACUGGUGCCUUGUGACAGCUACACACAAAUUGAGAGGUUAAUGGAACAAGGAACUAAAAUAAGAACCACAGCUUCAACCAGCAUGAAUGCUACCAGCAGUCGAUCUCACAUGGUCAUUACCAUCCAAUUCAAACAGAUUUUUCUAGAUGAAGAUAUCACCAAGCAGUCCAUUAUAAAUCUGGUGGACUUGGCAGGAAGUGAAAGGCAAAAGUCUUCAGGCUCUGAAGGGGACAGACUGAGAGAAGGGACACGUGUAAAUCUGAGUUUAACCACCUUGGGAAACGUCAUCAGUGCUCUGGCUGAGGUGGCUAUGGGGAAGAAAGUGUUACACAUCCCAUACAGAGACUCUGUUCUAACAAAACUCCUACAGUCGGCUCUUGGGGGGAACAGCAGGACUAUCAUGAUUGCAGCUGUAAGUCCAGCAGACAUCUGCUAUGAAGAGACUUUGUCAACAUUACGAUAUGCUGAGAGAACAAAAAAGAUCAAGAACAAAGCAGUAAUAAAUGCAAGUCCAAUGGAGAAGCAUAUAAUGGAGCUGAAAGCGGAAAAUAACAAACUGUUGUCCAGACUGACUGGGCUUGGAAACUCUGGGAAAACAGUAGCAGAUGAAACCAGUAUGUAUUACAAAACUAUUCAGCUAACAUGGGAAUAUCGGCUGGAAGAAGCUCGGAAGGAAUGGGAACAGCAGUAUGCUGCAAUUACUCAGGAGAGACGGAUGAUGGAGACAUUCCCAUAUCUCUUGAAUAUCAAUGAAGACCCUCAGCUCUCCGGGGUUCUCAAGCACUUCAUUCAGGACGGUUCAUGUGAUGUUGGUCAGUCAGCCUCAAAUGCAAUAACCCUUAAAGGUUUAGGCAUUUUAGACAAGCAUGCUACAUUCACAAAUACUGAGGGUAAAGUUACCAUAACGCCACGGGAAAAGUGCAAAGUUGUUGUCAAUGGUGUACCCAUCACUAUGAAAACUAAACUGCAGCAUUUGGAUCGUGUUAUUUUGGGAUCAAACAGUGCUUACCUUUAUGUUGGAUUUCCUGCAGAACGCACCAAUGAGGACUUGGUCAGAUAUGAUUAUGAUUUCUUUCAGUCAGAGCUGGCGGCAGCAGAGGGCUUCAGUGUAGAUAAACUUGGUGUUGUCAAUCAUAAGAAUGGCAAACCAGAUCCUAGUGUUCUUGCAGUAUUCCACGAUUAUAUCAAGCUAAUGCCUUUGGUUGCAGAAGCAAAUCAGAUGAGCGAGGAGUUGAAAAAGGAGCUCAAGUUGGAACUGAAAGUGAAAAAUCUAGCAUCAUCUGACUCCAGAGGUUAUGAUCUGCAAAAGGAAGUAAUAGUAAAAGUGACUAACAAAAUGUCUAACCAGGUGUGGGUAUGGUCUAAGGCCAAGUUCAUCAACAGGAAAUUCCUAAUGGAGGAGGUUUACCAGCAUUUUUUAGAUGGAGAGGAUGUGUAUGUGGGCCAAGACAGCGACCCAUUUUGGGAUCCUGUUGAGGUCAUUCAUUUAGGAUCUGCUCACAUUUGGCUUCAGUCACUUGCUUACUGCAUGAAGCUGGAAGAACAAACAGAAGUUCUGAACUCUGAAGGAAUGGAAGAAGCUAUUCUACUUAUAAAUAUAGUUCCGUGUUCCAGUGAUGGAAGAGCCUUCGGAGAGGAUGAUAUGAUCAUUGACCCUUUGGAAUUGCUGGGAAGAAGAAUUGAUUUCCAGAUUCACAUCUUACAGUGCCUUGGAGUCAAAUGGCUUAGAGAAGUCACUGAACGGGGCAUUCAGAUAGGGUACAGAGUUUAUGAUCUUCUACACUCUCUAUACACCAAGCCUGUCUGGAAAAACAUGAAUGCUAAGAUUGAAGAGACAGUCCACUUCUCAGCCCUAAGUGCAUCCCAUGAAUUUUUAAAUUAUUUACAAAAAAAUGCUUUAAUUGUUGACUUGUGGGGGCUUCAAGAAGGGUGCGCUGAAUUGGACUACUCCCUACAAGACAUGGUCACAAGCGAGGGUACCAUUAUAGUUGAUAAUCCAAAAACUGUGAUUGCAAAGGAUAUUGGUCUGGGCACAGUUAACCAGAUAUCUGAACUUUACCUGAAGCUGCUGAAGUUGGAAGAGGAGACUGAGCUUCUCAGAGAUAUUAACAGAGCUUUAAGGGAAGAAAAUGCAUCUCUUAAGGAUAAAGUGAAGAAGUGGGAGACAGGACACCAUGAAAGUAAGAAAUUAAAGUCUCCUAAUAAAAGGGCAAUUAAGAUGACCAAACAGCCUCUCUCAUCAAAGGAAGCUGACCAGAUGUGCAACCAUCGGACCAGCUAUGAUGCUGAAUUUGCCAAAGCUCUUAAGGUCUUCUACCAAAACAUGAACUUAGUGAGAGGGCAAUUCCUGAAGCUGAAGCACAGCAAGCCCCCCGAAGAAGAUAACCUUCAGAUGCUACGUCUUUUUACAGAGAGACAAUCACACAUGUUGAAGGAUUUUGGGGAGCAGCUUGAAUCUAGCAUAUGCAGAUUGAAAAAUGAUGUUGCUCUUAUAGUUAAAAAGAAGAGAGAAAGCAUAGCAUAA